UUUUAUUCUCUCGGUCUUCCAUUUUCCAAUGGAAGUCGUUUCUUAGGCGCAGAAGAAGAGGACGCCAAAAAGAAACCAAAGUUUCUCCCGAGACAGGUUAUCAUAGAUGAAGUUUCUACAUUUUUGGCAUUUGUAAUAAGAAAGAAGAAAUGGGAGGUUGCUGCUGUUGUUCUUCACGAAGAGCUGAUGUAGAUAACGGACCUGCAUACUAUUAUCAGUACCCGAGGGCAACAGAGGAACGUGUUCCUUUGUCCUCUCAUAACAGAACUUCCUCUGCGAUCUCCUCUGCUGUUCUGGUAGACACAAACCUGGAGACAUCAUCUCCUGAUGCUUAUACACCACCUCCCCCACCUCUCCCUUUCGAUGUGGCUUUAGGCCAUCCUCAAACCCCAGGAAGAGCUCAGGAAAUUUAUGCUGAUAAAAGAGAUGGGCCAGUGGGAACCACUAACUCUCACCCUGCCCAAGAAACAGUCGACGGUGUUAUUCUCGGGGUUCCAACUAGUUUCCCAGAUAAAGAUGCAGAUUGUAAGUUGGAAACAGACAUUGAUCUUGGAUCAAUGGAAGACAUAGACCCCAAAAUCUCAAAGAAAAUGGAGGAUGCUUCUCCGACUGAGGAGGAAGAUUGUUGUCCCAUCUGUCUAGAAGAGUAUGACGACGAGAACCCAAAACUUCUGACAAAAUGUGAGCACCAUUUUCACUUGGCAUGCAUUCUCGAAUGGAUGGAGAGAAGUGAAACCUGCCCGGUCUGCGACAAGGAAAUGGUUUUCGACUCUCCCCUCGACUAGCAAUUCGAGAAAUGGCAUAUUUGCGCGGUUAGGGUUGUCGAUCGAUAAUUAAUGGUACGUCUCUUGCUGUUCUUUGGACGCUCAAUUCUGUCUGAGAAUGCAAAGGAGAAGUAAAAAAAAUUAUGGUAAGAAAAGCCAGAACUAGGGAGAGAUUCAGAAUUGGGUCCAUUCCAUAUGCACAGAAUAUGAAUAUAUAUAUAUGGUUUGCAUUACAUUUCAAUAUAUAUAUAUACACACGUAAAAUGUGUUUACACUUGUUGAAGUCCACACAGGUGAAGGAAAUUAGGGUUUUGCUUUAGAAUUCACUUCUGUGAAGGGGAAGGUGGGGGGGAAGAUUCGGUUGUUGGUAUCUUACGAUUUGUUCUUUGUAUAUGCAAACACCAACUUUGUAUUCCCUUUUGAUUUGUUCGUUCGUUCAUGGUUUUAUAAGUUUCUUUGUUUUCCCUAA
Molecule: messenger RNA, 1233 nt
Organism: Tarenaya hassleriana
Lineage: Eukaryota; Viridiplantae; Streptophyta; Magnoliopsida; Brassicales; Cleomaceae
Product: probable E3 ubiquitin-protein ligase RHB1A
Exons: 5
Coding region: 150-785 (211 amino acids)
Molecular function (GO): ubiquitin-protein transferase activity
Source: RefSeq, a predicted model, not a curated record